UCUUAGCUUGAGCUGACUAGCCUGAGGUCUGAGUUGCACUCCAUCGAAGGUCCCCCUGAAUCAAUCAUGUCUUCCGUUCCUGCUCCUCUCCCGGGUGGACGCGCUGCAACAGACGGCUCCCCACAGUCAGUGCUGUGUUUUCGGCCACUGCUGCUUGUGUUACACCGGACGCUCAUUGUCCCUUUUUUUGCUCCAGAAGAGGAAGAUGCCGAUGUCGACACCAUAUUGCACUUCAACGUCUUGACUAGCUAGCUUCACUGCACCAGCGGAGCGACUUUCGCCGGCUUAAAGUUAAAACAUCCCACAACAUGAAGCGCUGUCACUACGAGAUCCGUACGGGAACCGCAAUCAGUUCUGCACAUGCGCGAGGGAAAGUCACUUCCUCUAUUUGCAAAAUUUUACGACGGCCCACUUGUCCACGUAUAGAGAAGACUGUUGCUAUUUUGUUUUGACCUGUCAUGCGAUGACAUUUGUCUGCUUGUAUCCAAACAUUCCACUUUCAUCUUCACCACUUCAACCUCGGAGAUAGCGUGGUGCCAAGGGACGUUUUGACAUUCUGACCUGGUUUAAAGACGAGUGCAAAAUGUCUUGGUUUGCUGAGUUUGCUGGCAAAGCUGAAGACUUCCUGAAUAAAGUGGACCAGGGAGCUGCCACUGCCUUGAACAAAAAUCAGGAUAAAACAUUGUCCCUCACUUCAUUCUACGAAGGAGAUGCACCAGGCCACCCUGAAUACAAACCAGAGGGCUUUAAUAACAGCAGUAGCGCUUCUCACCAGACAUCAAGCUACAUCUCCGCAGCAGUAGGCAACAUAAAGAAGUCCACUUCAGCUCUGACGCCUGCUUCAGUCAACAUGUCCAGCACCCCCUCUGGCAAGCAGGCAUCAAGUGGCACGUCCAACCCCGCCAAAGCCUCCACCUCUUCCUCCAGCUUUGUCAGGCGCAAAAAGAGCGAGCGUGAUGUGGACGAUGAUAUGCUCUUUGACUUCUUGAACAGUUCAGAGCCGCCGGUCACUGCCGGGCGCGACUCGAACAAGGACGCUGUCAAAGCAGCAGCACCGAACCAGGUCACAGAGGCUAAAAACUCGACUCCUCCUCCUCCUCCUCCCACCAUCCCUUCGCUCCCAUCCACGCCCCCCUCCACCUGCAGAGUGUCCCGGGCUUCCAGCCUCAGCUCGCUGUCUGCUCACAGCAUGAAAGCAUCUGAGGAGAGCUCUGCUAAACAGCAAAGUCAAGCCACCUGGGACUCACCUGAGGCCUGCAACUCAGCCAUGGCUGCCCCUCAGGCGUCAAGUCGGCAGGAGUCCGGUCCCCCAGAGGAGCCUCAGGGCCAGGUUCUGUCAAGCCUGCGUCUGGAGAACCAACUCCUGCGCAGUGAGGUGGCCUCGCUCAACCAGGAAAUGGCCUUGGUCAUCCAGAGAUCAAAAGACUUCCAAGAAGAACUCAACCGCGCCCGGCUGCGUGCCGAUAGCUGGAACACCGAGCAGGCUCAGGGCGACCGCGCGUUGCGAGGACUGCGCUCGCAAGUGGACGACCUGAACGAGGCGCUCGCCGCCAAAGACCGUCAACUCGCCGUCCUCAAAGUCAGACUGGACGAGGCCGACCAGCUGCUGAGGAGCCGCAGCGCCGCACUGGAGGAAGUGCAGAAGGAAAAGUCCAGGAUUUUGGAGGACCACACAGAAGGGAGCAGCGUGCAGUCUCUAGCGCUUCAGAGCCUGCAGGAGAGACUGCGCGAGGCUGAGCAGACACACAGGAGGGACGAGGACAGCUUUCGGCAGAUGCAGAGUGACUUUUCCAGCCGUCUGUCCCGGCUGGAGUUUGAGAGGCAGACGCUGGCAGAGGCGGUGAAGGCAGCGGAGAAGCGAGUCGCAGAGGAGAAGUUGCGCGCGGACAACCUUCAUCAGCAACUGAGGAGCGCUAAGGCAGCAGCGGACACCGCCAAGCAGGACUUCCACGAUUACAAGCACAAAGCCACACGCAUCUUGCAAUCUAAAGAGAAGCUCAUCAGCAGCCUGAAGGAGGGCUCCGGCCUGGACAGUCUGGACGGCAGCGGGGCGGCAGCUCUUGAAGUGGAGGAGCUGCGUCACGAGAAGGAGCUGCAGAGGGAGGAGAUCCAAAAGCUUCAGGGUCAAGUGCACUCGCUGCGCACAGACUUACAGGAUCUGGAAAGUCAGUCGCUGGCCGAGGCAGAAACGUGGCGAGAGCAGGCGCUGCAGUUGGAGGAGCAGCAGACUUCACUAAACAGCAUCAAGCAGGAACUGGAAGCGGAAGUGGAGAGGCUCAAACAGGAGCUGCAGUAUGUGGAGGAAGAGCAGCAUCGGGCCAAAAGUACCCUGCAGAGCCGAGUUCAAGACAGAGAAGAGGAAAUACAGAAACUCAGGAAUCAGUUGACCAACAAGACCUUGAGCAGCAGUAGCCAAACAGAGCUGGAGAAGCGUUUGCACCAGCUGACCGAGACGUUGAUUCAGAAGCAGACUAUGCUGGAAGCUCUGGGCACAGAGAAAAGCUCGCUGGUCUUCCAACUGGAACAUCUGGAGCAACAGCUGAAGAACAGUCAAGGGGGUCAGACUGGGGGAGGACCAGCCAUUAACAUGAGUGCCGUGGAGGGCGCAGGUACAAGACCAAGAAACAUUCCGGUCCUUUUCAGCAACCAAGAGAGUCGGGGAGUGUAUGGCAAAGUGCAGAAGGCGGCCAGCACCAUCGACCGUUUCAGCAUCAGACUGGGGAUUUUCUUGAGGCGCUACCCCAUAGCCCGUGUGUUUGUCAUCUUGUACAUGGCAGUGCUGCACAUGUGGGUGAUGAUUGUGCUUCUCACCUACUCGCCAGAAAUGCAUCACGCACAUCCUGACGGAAGCUAGUUGGAGAUGUUUUGCACAGAUAUCACCGAAAGACACAAUUUUCUCCUGUUCUACCAAGAAAAUACAACCGACAGAGACAUGAAAUUACGACUAUCACAUGAAUGGUCAUUAAAACAAACAGCUAUCCUGUGUAUGCUCUUCUUCACCUUCUUCAGAGAUUGUAUUUAACAAUGUAAAGCGGUUAUUUUAAUAAAUGACUUAAAAACAUCACACACAUACCUUCUCUUCUCUCACCCAAACCCACG
Molecule: messenger RNA, 3099 nt
Organism: Dunckerocampus dactyliophorus (ringed pipefish)
Lineage: Eukaryota; Metazoa; Chordata; Actinopteri; Syngnathiformes; Syngnathidae
Gene: golga5
Product: golgin A5
Exons: 13
Coding region: 584-2854 (756 amino acids)
Biological process (GO): Golgi organization; retrograde transport, vesicle recycling within Golgi
Cellular component (GO): Golgi membrane; Golgi cisterna
Source: RefSeq, a predicted model, not a curated record